Molecule: messenger RNA, 3343 nt
Organism: Protopterus annectens (West African lungfish)
Lineage: Eukaryota; Metazoa; Chordata; Ceratodontiformes; Protopteridae
Product: histamine H2 receptor-like
Exons: 2
Coding region: 188-1417 (409 amino acids)
Biological process (GO): G protein-coupled receptor signaling pathway
Cellular component (GO): membrane
Molecular function (GO): G protein-coupled receptor activity
Source: RefSeq, a predicted model, not a curated record
GUGAGAUGCUAAACAGGUGAACUACAUAAACGUGUGAAGCGGACGCGCCCCGCUUUUAAUUUUUUCCCCGAGUAGGGAUCGAGAGUAAUCAUUUUGGGAUUUUUUUGAGUGGAGUGUUUUUGUCUUCGAGUUCUGCAGCUUUCUUUUUUUCUUUUCUAAUAAUAACAGACAAUUCUAUAUCUACAAAAUGUAUAAUGUACAAAACACUUCAGUGGUGCCCGGGUCCUCCGUAUACAUUCUCAUUGGGGCAGCGCUAAUGGGUUUGAACGCCAGUAGCGCAGGGUCAGCUCCAAGGCUUCCAGCACUGGCGGAAGAGCUGGAUUGUUGCAGUGGCACAACUCGCACUAUUAAGAUUGGGAUUAUCUCUGUACUAGGUGCUCUAAUCAUCGUGGGCAACUCUGCCGUCGUCCUGGUUAUCGCCUCUUCAGUAUCUGGCUGGUCCAACAACAGUCGCUAUUUUUUGCUGUCCUUGACCUGUGCUGAUGCUGCUCUUGCCCUAGUUGUUGUACCCCUCAAUCUCUACGGUAGUUUAAUUAUGGAGCCUCCUGACGAUGACAACGAUGAGGACCCAGCUAUUGCUCACAACUAUUGUCACAUAGUGGCUUUUCUUAAUUCCAGUGUGUUUGCUUCCUCCAUCUAUUCGCUGGCCACCGUUAGUUUGGAGCGUUACAUAGCAGUCUUUUUCCCCUUACGAUACAGGAUGCUACUUACCCCUACCCGCUUACGUUUGGUUAUAGCUGCAGUCUGGGUGCUGCCGCCACUCUUUCUUUUCCCCAUCUCCAUUCCACAAGCGGGAGUGAUGCGGGUAACUUUCUCCAGGGCGUCUCUCAUCUGCAACCCGGACUACUCGAGCAACGUGCCCUACUCUCUGUUGCUCACUGCCCUCAUAUUUUUUCCUUGUUCAGCGGUGGUUACUUUUGCCAAUUUACGCUUGUGGUUUGCCGCCCGGCGACAGCAACUAAAAAGUGGCAGGACGCACGUGGUUGGUUUUUGUGGCAGCAGCUGGGCACGGAGAAGACAAGGCUUGGCUACUAGAGUGCUGUUGCCCGUGGUUAUCGUUUAUUACAUAUGCUGGGCUCCUUGCAUGUUCACCAUACUGUACAAUGCCAUCACACAGAAGCAUGUACCAGAAUGGGUUGAAUUUGUGGCACUUUGGCUACCCAGUGGAAACGGCUUCCUCAAUUGUAUUGUCUACUUCUGGCUUAAUAGGAGCUUCCGGCAAAAGUUUCAGCAGCUGGGACAGAAAUUAUGCUGGUCUCAAUGCUUCAAUGAGAAGUCACAAUCUAACAAGAGCAAGACAAAGUUUUAUGCCAUUGCUGUUGUUGAUGAGAAACGUGAUGAACUGCAGGUGAGGUCAUGCAGCAUGUCUUCUACUCAUGCUUUGUUGCCUUGUUCCAUAGAAAGCACUUUCCUGUAACCUGAACAAAUGACUUAAGGCUCCAACAUCAUUCUUUAUUCUCAAAAGAAAAUGGAUAUGUCUUGUAGUGGUCUGGACAUUCCAACCCACCAUCCUCCUCAUGAAGUCUAUUUUGCUUGGCAGCUGGUUUAAUGUCCACCAAUGCAUAUUUUAUGCAAGUCUGUUUGGAGGCUAGGACCUAAAUGUUUCACAAGAUACAGCCAGUCAUUUCAGGAUGGAAUGUUUUCACUGUCUUCAUUUAGCAAACUGGACAUUUGCCUACAGAAUUUAUGGAUUUGUCUUGUUCUUUUGAUAACUCUGGAGUCUCAUUUAUGCAGUGAAAUGUGGUUACUGAAUGUGAGACUGUGCCAAAAACUGCAUAGAAAAAUAGCAACAAUGCAAAAUCAAGCUCCUACUAAUCCUGUUGUAUUCUGAUUCUUUGACAUCCCUCAGACUGUGACCUACAAAACUGUGAACAUGAUUUGCAUAGGCCAAGUCGAGUUUCUACUGCUGUCCACCUCUUUGCUGGUCAUCGCAUUCUAGAAAUGAGGGCAAAUGAAUCAUUCUGGAUAAGAAUUGCUGAAUGCUGAGCUGUGUGUGGGGGGGGGGGUAUGAUUACUUUUUUUAUACGUAAAAUUAUUAGAAACUUUGGCACUCUACUCUUGAAAAAGAUAUGGCUUUACCAGUCUCCCUUUUUAUAAUUUUUAUACCUUUUGUUUACACUUCAGUAUGCCUUUUUUAUGUGUACUUGUCCAAAGCCAGACAUCUGUCUUGAAUGGCAUUACCUCAGAUGGGAAUAAAAAUGUUCCAUGUUCUGGUAUACUGCACUUUAAACUCUCAAGUCUGUCUGCAGUAUAGCAGUACAGAUUUACUGUACUUUAAAAGUUGUAUUAUGUAUACAGUUAAUUUGUACGACAAGGGGGUGUGCUAUGUUGGUAUAUUUGUGCCUAUCUGGUUUGCUGUAUAGCCCAGCCUGCUAACAAUACUGUAUUGCAUGUCCUGCUCCCUAUGUUUAGUAAUGGGAACUUGGCAGUGAAUAAUUAAAUUUUUAGCAUGACUGAAUUUGGUAUCAGUUCCACUGCAUUGUGGGAAGUUGUUUGCAAGUGCAUAUGCCAUUUUUGAAGACUUCUGUCUUUCGCACCUUUAGCAUAUAACCACGUCACUGGAAUGAGGUUGGCACGUACAUUCGUUAGGUGGUCACUACACAUUGAUGUCCAUCCACCAUGUACCUGUAGUAAAUCUGUACAAGUAUAAAAGUGAUACGAAACCUGAUACCCCAUAAUAGUUUGUACUGGACAGUGUUGUGCAGCAGUGGUGGGUGUUUGUCCUAAGAUCUACAAUAUUGGAGCAGUUGAGUGACUUGCACAUUCUGAGGUCCAGAAUAUUUUCUGGAGGAAGCAAAAAUACCUGUUUUGGCAUGGACUGUAAGCACUACAGGGGCAGGGAGUGCAUCCCAGGGGACUGCCUCUCUCCUACUGCUAAUGGCUAGGAUUUUAGGGUUCUUGGUGAACCUGUAAUCCUAGCCACAGAUGUCUACCUAAUGCUGUGGUAGAUGAGCUUCCUAGCAGCAUUAUUUUUAAGCAAAUAACAUUUCUAGUCAACAAAUGGGAAGAAAUGGUAUACUGUUUUGAUAUUUAAUAAAAUAUUAAAAAAAUAAAUAAAAAAGGCCAAACUGUUUAAAAUUGGGGAUUUUAAGAGGUAUGCAAAAUGUCAAGUUCACUAUUUUGCAUAUUUAGUAUCACCAUAUAAUAUGUACAGCACUUGGAUGGGUCUUGUUUUUCCUAUUUUAUAUAUUUGUACAGAAUGAAGCUAAUAUUUUGAUAUGAGCAGAGCAAAGAAAUGUGUAUUGUAAAUUACUGUGAUUUGUAUAGUGAGACUGAAUUUAAAAAGAAAAAGCUGAAUUUGUUUAAUAUGAAUAAAAUAAAGUUUCUGGCCUUAUAUUAAAUA